Drosophila ficusphila is the source of this 2872-nucleotide messenger RNA. RefSeq names its product putative inorganic phosphate cotransporter (gene Picot). Gene Ontology annotation, biological process: phosphate ion transmembrane transport; monoatomic anion transport. The transcript has 6 exons. Bases 704 to 2251 code for a protein of 515 amino acids. Gene Ontology annotation, cellular component: membrane. The record is from RefSeq and is a predicted model, not a curated record. NCBI's taxonomy places the organism in Eukaryota, Metazoa, Arthropoda, Insecta, Diptera, Drosophilidae.
CAUUACAGUGCCAACGCUCGUAGCGAAAGGAGCGAGUGAAAAGCUGCGAAAGAAAGUUUUCCAUCGGCUGUGCGUGGAAAAUUGGCCUGCGACAAAAUCCAUUAAUAUUAACAACUUGAUCUGCCGAUCUGUGAUCUGCUAUCUGCUAUCUGCGAUCCGCCAGCCAGCCAGAAAAGCGGGGAAGCUGCUGGAGAAGUGAAGGGACAUCGGCAUCCGUAUCCCCGAAGAGCAAAAGCGAGUGUCAACAAGCCCGGCGAAACGGCGAAUAAAUCGUGCAAACAGCAGACAGCAGACAACAGACGUCUGACUGGGACCCAGUCCGAACCUGAAUCGGGGCUUAUUUAAAGGCCCGCUGCCCGCUGUCUGUCAAUCAGAACAAAUCAAGCUGCCGGCGGCAGCAGAUCGCGAGUGAAGAAACCCGAAGAAAGCGGCCGUAGAUCCAGAAGAAUCUCCAGCUGAAGAUAAUUGUGCAAAUAUCGUAUCGGUGGGGCAAAUACCCCGACGUCUUCUUGCUUACAAAAGUUCGACUGCAAAUACUCCCGUGCAAUUACACCCCCGCAGAAAGUUUGCUUUCUGCAUUGUUGCAGUAUUGUGAUAUUUAAACGCGCCACCUGCAGCGUCGUAAUCAAUUUGUUUUAACACUCUGUGUUUAACCUGAACAAAGCCCUUAAAGCCAUAAAACCCGCACAACACAAUAAUCAAGAUGUCUGCGUCAAAGGAGGCCAUUUGUGCGAGCACCGAGAAGGAUCUGCAGAAGCCAGCUCUUGGAUUCUUUGCAACCCGGUACUUUGUGACGUUUAUGCUUUUCCUGGGCAUGGCCAAUGCCUAUGUGAUGCGCACCAACAUGUCGGUGGCCAUUGUGGCCAUGGUCAACCACACGGCCAUUAAGACCGGUGACGAGGAGUACGAUGACGAGUGCGGCGAUCGGGAUAUACCAAUUGACGAUUCCCAGGAUGGCGAGUUCCCCUGGAGCUCCGCUCUGCAGGGCUACAUUCUGUCCUCGUUCUUCUACGGCUAUGUGAUCACCCAGAUUCCCUUCGGCAUUCUGGCCAAGAAGUACGGCUCUAUGCGUUUCCUGGGCUAUGGAAUGCUGAUCAACUCGGUGUUCGCCUUUUUGGUUCCCGUGGCUGCCCGCGAAGGAGGAGUUUGGGGUCUGUGUGUGGUGCGUUUCAUCCAGGGCUUGGGUGAGGGUCCCAUUGUGCCCUGCACCCACGCCAUGUUGGCCAAGUGGAUUCCCCCCAACGAGAGAUCUCGAAUGGGUGCUGCCGUCUAUGCGGGUGCUCAGUUUGGAACCAUCAUCUCGAUGCCACUCUCCGGUUUGCUGGCUGAAUACGGUUUCGAUGGCGGCUGGCCAUCGAUCUUCUAUGUGUUCGGCAUCGUGGGAACCGUGUGGUCCGUCGCCUUCCUGAUCUUUGUCUACGAGGACCCCUCUUCGCAUCCCAAGAUCGAUGAGCGCGAGAAGAAAUACAUCAACGAUGCGCUCUGGGGCACUGAUGUGGUCAAGAGCCCUCCCAUUCCCUUCAAGGCCAUCAUCAAGUCGCUGCCCUUCUACGCCAUUCUGUUUGCCCACAUGGGUCACAACUACGGCUACGAGACUCUGAUGACCGAGUUGCCCACUUACAUGAAACAGGUGCUCCGCUUCUCCCUGAAGUCCAACGGUCUCCUCAGCUCCCUGCCCUACUUGGCCAUGUGGCUGUUCUCGAUGUUCAUCUCGGUGAUCGCCGAUUGGAUGAUCACUUCCAAGAGAUUCACGCACACGGCCACCAGGAAGCUGAUCAACAGCAUUGGCCAGUACGGUCCUGGAAUCGCCUUGAUUGCCGCUUCCUACACGGGCUGCGAUCGAGCUCUGACCUUGGCCAUCCUCACCAUCGGAGUGGGUCUGAAUGGAGGCAUUUACUCCGGUUUCAAGAUCAACCACUUGGACCUUACCCCGCGCUUCGCUGGCUUCCUGAUGUCGAUCACGAAUUGCUCGGCCAACUUGGCUGGUCUGCUGGCACCCAUUGUUGCAGGAAACCUCAUCUCGGAUCCAAGCAAGCCCUUGAUGGGUCAGUGGCAGAUCGUGUUCUUCAUCGCCGCCUUUGUGUACAUCAUCUGCGGUACCUUCUAUAACAUCUUUGGCUCUGGAGAGCGCCAGUACUGGGACAACCCAGAGGAUGAUGAGCAGAAGCCGGCGCUCCAAACCACCAGCACCACCACUCCGCAGAGGCUGAGCAACGGCAGCUCGGCGCCACCGGCAAUAUCCAGCUCCUAGAAACCCAGAAGACCGUAGUAUUAGCCGUAGUUGUCCGUAUACUAUAUACUAUUAAAAAACGUAGUUUAGUCCUUGUUUUAGUUACCUAAUUGCUAAGCCAAAACUUGUUAAUAUCGAUAGUUAGCCUUUGAUGUAUUCCUAUACCUCUGCAUUAACGCCGCUAAAAAAGACAGCAUUCUUCCAAUUGUAAAUAAAUUGGGAACUCAAAAGCGAACCCACACCAAAUCGAGCACAAAUCGUCAACUAUAGUUAGGGAAAUCGAGGUCUACCAUUGCAAAUGCGUAGCUUUCUUAUCUUAUUGUGAUAGCGACAGAGUUUAGUUCUCUCACUGAUUCGUUCUGAAAUUAAAUGAUCCGCUCAAGCGAACAUUGUUAAGCAAGCAACCAAAUGUAUGAAAACCAUUAAAAACUAUUAGUUUAAGGAACAACAAAAACAUGAAAAUUUAUUUGGGUUGGAUAGGGGGAAAUUUCUUAUGAAUCAGAAAUUGAAAAAUAAUAAUUAUAGAUUUUAUAAACAACAUAAUCUUAUAACCCUAUGUUUAUGUAAGAACUUAAAUCAUAUUAAACAUACUAAAUAUUUUAAACAAUACAACAUAAUACAAUGCACAUACAUACAAAUCUA